Molecule: messenger RNA, 3986 nt
Organism: Oryzias melastigma (Indian medaka)
Lineage: Eukaryota; Metazoa; Chordata; Actinopteri; Beloniformes; Adrianichthyidae
Product: NT-3 growth factor receptor
Exons: 19
Coding region: 385-2841 (818 amino acids)
Biological process (GO): cellular response to nerve growth factor stimulus; cell surface receptor protein tyrosine kinase signaling pathway; positive regulation of kinase activity
Cellular component (GO): axon; signaling receptor complex; plasma membrane
Molecular function (GO): ATP binding; neurotrophin binding; transmembrane receptor protein tyrosine kinase activity
Source: RefSeq, a predicted model, not a curated record
AUGGAGUGAUGGAUGGAAAAGAGGGAGGUAGGAAUGAAGGAGGGGUGAUAGAUGGUAUGAUGGGUGGAUGGAUGGAUGGAUGAGAAAGGAACCCAAAGUGAACAAAAACAGUAAACUGACUCAUUACUCGUUCUCCAUGAACCCUGUUCCCCUCCAUAUUCGUGUCUGGCUUCUUCAGAGUCCCUCUAUCAGGCGCGCACACACGGAGCGCUCGCGCGCACACGCGCUCGAGCGCGCAUCACUGCUCAUUUGGGCUUCAGACUCUGAAAUGAGGAGAGCGCAGCAGUGAUGCUCUGAGGAAACUUUUCGCGGGUUGUUUAUUUUUUUUUCUUUCCGUGUUUUAACGUCAGAACGUGAAACGGACCAGAAUCUGUGUUCGGCGGGAUGGAUGCUCUGGGGUCUGGGUUUCCUCUCUGGAAAGUUCUGCUUCUCCUCCUGAUUCUCCUCCAGAGCGGCCGGAGCUCCCUCCUGGACUGUCAUCCCUCCUGCUCCUGCACCUCCUCGGAGAUCCUCUGCAACAGGCCGGACAGCAGCAAGCAGUUCCCCAUGCCGUCCUUCCACGGCCCCAGCGGCGCGGGGAACCUGAGCGUCGGCGAGGAGGACCUGCUGGAGAACAUCACCUCCAUACACAUAGAGAACUGGACUGGUCUGGAGAUGCUGAGAGAUGUAGAUAUGGAGCUUUAUCCAGGCUUACAGCGACUGACAAUUACACGGAGCGGAUUGAAAUUCAUCCAGGCUCGGGUUUUCUCCAGCAAUCCUUACCUGGAGUACAUAGACUUCUCCAGGAACCCCCGACUGAAGACGCUGUCAUGGCAAAGCUUUGCAUAUCUUCAGCUUACAGAGCUACAUUUGGAGGAGGUGAUGUUUUCCUGCGGCUGUGGCAUCCGCUGGCUGCAGCUAUGGCAACAGAGAGGACAGGCGGAGCUUAGCGGCCAACAGUUGUACUGUACCUUUAAUGACACAAGAAUAUUGCUUCAGGACAUGAAUGUCAGCGACUGCGAGCUGCCAGUGGCCAGAGUCAGCAGCAGCAACAUAACAGUGGCUGAAGGAGAUGAUGUGACUGCCAUCUGUAAUGGCUCUGGGUCCCCGCUGCCGAAAAUGGACUGGCCUGUCAACGGUUUGCACUCCAUCAAUACGCAGGAGGACAAAGUCUACAAAAAUGGCAUCCAGUCCAUCAUCAUCAAACUGGUCAACAUGAGCAGAGACGACAACAACUUCAUGCUGAACUGCACCGCCACCAAUGAAGUGGGCAUGAGCAACGCUACAAUUCAGCUAACUGUUUUAUUUCCACCUUCUAUUGUGAACCUGAUGAAGCCGGAGCGUCUCCAUGACACUUGCAUCGAGUUCACUGUGCGAGGUUUCCCCCACCCAACUCUAAAAUGGUUCCACAAUAACCAGGAAAUUUACCACACAGAGUAUGUGCGCACCGACAUGGACAUUUACCGGGAUAACAUAGAGGGAUGCCUCACUUUCAAAAACCCAACUCACCACAAUAAUGGCAUCUACACUUUGAUGGCAACCAACCAGCUGGGCGUGGCCAACAGGUCCGUGUACGGCUUCUUCAUGGAAGAUCCCCCCACGGAUCCUCCUUUCUUUACAUCUCCUGGUUCUUCAAGUGGUCCAGUUUCUGAGAGCCAAGAACCCAAAGAAGAUCCUUUCAGGGUGUCUGUGGCUGUCGGAGUGGCAGGGUUCGCCUGUGUGAUGCUGACGGUCUUCUUUCUCCUCAUCAAGUAUCGAAGACGAUCAAAGUUCAGCAUGAAAGGUCCAGCAGCAGGAAUGAGUGGUGAAGACUCUGCCAGCCCCCUCCAUCAUGUCAAUCAUGGGAUCGUCAGCCCCUGCAUGGUGGAUCUCAGUUCUGAUGCUGUGGCGAUCGGAAUGAGCAGGAUCCCUGUUAUAGAAAACCCGCAGUACUUCAAACACGGACACAACUGCAGCAAACCAACCACCUAUGUUCAGCAUAUCAAACAGAGGGACAUCAUUUUGAAGAGAGAGCUUGGAGAAGGAGCCUUUGGGAAGGUCUUUCUCGCCGAAUGUUACAACCUCAGUCCUACUAAGGACAAGAUGCUGGUGGCUGUGAAGACUCUGAAGGACCCCACAAUUGCAGCAAGGAAGGAUUUCCAGCGUGAGGCGGAGCUACUGACCAACCUCCAGCAUGAACACAUAGUGAAGUUCUACGGAGUAUGUGUGGAUGGAGACCCCCUCAUCAUGGUGUUUGAGUACAUGAAGCACGGGGACCUCAAUAAGUUUCUCAGAGCCCACGGGCCAGACGCCAUGAUCCUGGUGGACGGGGAGUCUCUGCAGACCAACGGGGAGCUGGGCCUGUCCCAGAUGCUGCACAUCGGCAGUCAGAUCGCCAGCGGCAUGAUCUACUUGGCGUCCCAGCACUUUGUGCACCGUGAUCUGGCGACCAGGAACUGCUUGGUGGGGAACGGCCUGCUGGUGAAAAUCGGAGACUUUGGGAUGUCCAGAGACAUUUACAGCACCGACUAUUACAGGGUGGGCGGCCACACCAUGCUACCCAUCCGCUGGAUGCCGCCGGAGAGCAUCAUGUACAGGAAGUUCACCACAGAGAGCGACGUGUGGAGCUUUGGAGUCAUCCUGUGGGAAAUCUUCACUUAUGGCAAACAGCCGUGGUUUCAUCUUUCCAACAAUGAGGUGAUCGAGUGCAUCACUCAGGGCAGAGUUCUGGAGCGGCCCAGACUCUGUCCCAAAGAGGUCUAUGACAUGAUGCUGGGCUGCUGGCAGAGGGAACCACAGCAGCGGCUCAACAUUAAAGACAUCCAGAAGAUGCUGAUUGCUCUGAUGAAAUCCACUCCGGUCUACCUGGAUAUACUAGGAUGACAGCAGCGGACGAGGCGUCGGGAUUUUAACCUGUCAGACUGACCCUCCAGUGAGACGGAGACUCUCUACAACCACACAGAACGGCAGUUAUUUAUUUUAUGACACAAGACUUAUUUACAUGGAUUCCUAGUUUUUGUUUGUAUGUUGGUUUGUUUUCUGUGUGCACAUGUUCAAACAUUUUCAGAUUCCUGCAGAAUUUCUUUUUAAACGACGCAUACAUUCCUUGUUUUUCUCUCAUCCAUUCAUAAACUACUGGUUUAAAUCCAGAAAAAUUUAGAAGAAGAAAUGUGGUAGCUGGAAACUUGUAUUUUCUGUUAAAAGGUUGAAACUGGGCUCCAGCACUAAAAGAGACCUAGAGACUCAAAUUCCUCAAAUGAAUGGCCUAAAGCGGAAUUAGUCUAAAGAAGUUAAACAGCAAACAGCUGGAAGACAACUAACCAAAGAAAAACAGAAGAAAGAUGUCCAAAGAAACUUUAAUUUGUUGGAAAAAACGAAUACUGUAGAUUUUGAAAAGCUGAGUUCAGUGGAAGGAGGUUGUGGAUUUGUGUCUUUGUUGUUGCUUGUUUGCAGUUCAAUCUGUCCACAAAUGGCCUGAGUGUUAGAGCUGCCUCAUAGCUUCAUUGAGUCUUCUGCCUCAAGAGCUCUCUCUCCAUGCUAGCAGAGGUUCAGGAGGUUCAUGAGGAAGUGUCAGAGCAGAGCUGAAGCAGAGCCUGUCAGUCUAAAGACUUUCUGUUACCGGCCGUCAUCUCUCCCUGUCUGGCUCUUCCUGUUUACAAUUCUGCCCUCUGCUGGACCCUUGGACUCUCUGACGACCUGGACACUCGUCAGAGGCCGCAGGUGUAAAUAGAAGAAUUUCUGAUCCUAGACUAAAGCCAUAGUUUCAACUGCCCUUACAGGUGGAUUUGAGCUUUCUGCAGGUGGAAAAUGACAAACCCGUACAGGGCGGAGUGAGUCUGUAUCCCUUUUGGGGCCACAGGGUUGCCGGAGCCUGUUGGGCCAAGGCAGAGUACACCCUAGACAGGUCGCCACUCUAUCGCAGGGCACACGAAAAUGUUGAAACAGAUUUUUUUCUAUGGGCACGCUGCAGGCAACAGGCCGUAGUGAAUACUUAAAAAUAAAAAUUUUCAUUGUUUUGACCCUCCAAA